UAUCGAAAUAGUUUAUGUUAACUGCAAUGUUUAGUAGAAAUUAUAUGCAUUUAAAUUUUGUGUUAUAUGAUACUGGAAGAGGACAGAACAAGAUAAAACACAAACUAAAUUGCAAAUCUGCAAUGCUUCGAAGGACCCAUGGGAGGAAUGAUUUGGGAUCAUACACAAGAGCAACGCCUGGGCUUAGUACCUAUGCAACAGGUGCGGGCAUGGAAUACUGUUAGUGAAUUUUCCGAAAAUAUAAAUACAUAUGUACAUUCUCAAGCUGGACAUGGCAAUGGUAUGUGCGCAUAUUUAUCAGUAACUUACAUACCUGGUUAUGCGCUGACCAACUUGCUGCGGAUCAGCGCAGAUAGCUUUGGGAUGUAAAUGGAUAAAGUCUUACGACAAUGCAGGAAAUAUGCAGAGUUUGCAUGACAAACUCCGGACCAUUCACAAAUAUUUUUGAUGAAAGACCAACAUUGGAUACUUGUAGUGCUGACAUGAUAGCACAGUGCACCGGGUACGUGGUUAGGCGAGGCGAUUUACUAUCAGAAAACAUAUGUCCGACCUGCCUCGAGGAUGCAGUGAGUGCAUUCACCCUUAAGAAAACCUGUGAGCACAGUCAUAAACUCUAUUUCCCAGUGAUGGUGGAGGAUAUAGAAGAAUUUGCCGAUACUCUAGAAGAUGAGGAUUGGGAACCGUCAGAUAUUGAAAGUGAGCAGUCGAAACAUUUUGAAAACGAUGAAGAGAUGAAUCAAAAUGAUAGCAAUAACAUUGAUCAAUUUGUACGACCCUUCAAAUGCUCCGACUGCACAAAAUCCUUUCACCAAAAAGCCCAUCUUCAAUCACACACCCGUACGCACACAGGUGAUCGACCCUACCAAUGUUCCUACUGCUCGAUGUCGUUUGCACAGAAAUACAAUCUUGACAGACACACUCGUUCACACACUAAUGAUCGUUCAUACCAGUGCCCUCAUUGCUCAAAGUCCUUCAUACAAAAAUGCAAUCUUGAAAAACACACUCGUACUCACACAGGUGAUCGACCCUACCAGUGCUCCCACUGUUCGAAGUCAUUUCCACAAAAAUCCCAUCUCCAUGUACACAACUGUACGCACGCCAUGGAACUGCCGCAUAUGUGUCCUCACUGCUCUAAGUCAUUUUCCCGUUCCGAUAGUCUACGGAUUCAUAUCCUCCGGUUGCACACGGAUAAACGACCAUACAAAUGCUCUCACUGCUCGCAGUCAUUUCAACAAAAAUUUCAUCUCCGAGAACACAGCCGUAUUCACACUGGCGAACGGCCGCAUAGAUGCUCUUACUGCUCAAAGUCUUUUAAACAAAAAUCAAAGCUUUUACUCACACAGGGGAACGACCCUACCAAUGCACUCAGUGCUCGAAGUCAUUUCAGGAAAAGUCGAAUCUCCAGGUACACCUCCGUUCUCACACAGGGGAGCGUCCUUACAAGUGCAUCCACUGCUCAAAGACUUUUAGAUACAGAAACAGUAGCUACCAAAGACACAUACUAACUCACAAAAGCAACGACAACUGUGCCAUUCCGUCACUCUUCGAGAUCACAUCCGUAAGAACGUUGAGAAUGGAAGAUCCUAUUGCUCCUACUGCUCCAACCCUGGACCGUAAUUAUUCGUCAAAACGAUGACGACUAAUCCCAAUCGACUAUUUCCUUUGCCGUUUUGUGUUACUGUUUGUUGUUGCAGUGUAACAACACUGCACGGCUAAGCAUGACUUCUAUGACUUAAAUAAAUUAUGUAUGUAUGUAGAUCAGAGGUCGGCUUAAAAUGUUAAUUCCAAUAAAAUAUUAUAAAAAACAA
Messenger RNA from Drosophila pseudoobscura, 1808 nucleotides. RefSeq names its product zinc finger protein 239-like. NCBI's taxonomy places the organism in Eukaryota, Metazoa, Arthropoda, Insecta, Diptera, Drosophilidae. Gene Ontology annotation, cellular component: PcG protein complex; transcription regulator complex; nucleus. Gene Ontology annotation, molecular function: RNA polymerase II cis-regulatory region sequence-specific DNA binding; DNA-binding transcription factor activity, RNA polymerase II-specific; zinc ion binding. The transcript is spliced from 3 exons. The coding region runs from base 390 to 1505 and encodes 371 amino acids. Gene Ontology annotation, biological process: regulation of transcription by RNA polymerase II. The record is from RefSeq and is a predicted model, not a curated record.